CUUAACAAAAAUUAUUUUAAGAAUUUUGUACAGGCCUGUAUGGUUUCGUUAUCUCAGUCCAAUCAGAAGAACAAACGCAGGCCACUGCACGCUCAUGUGAUGACGUAAUCCCGUGAAAGAGCACGCGCUCUUCUCAACAAUGUCGGGCACCAAAACACAUCAGCGUCCGUGCAGAAGAGAGCAAAUGAAAGCGAAAUCGUGCCGAAUCUCUAUCAGGAACAUUUAGAGGAGGUUAUGGCUGCUCAAGAACCUUCUCCACCCUCCUCCAUGGAGAACAACAAGCCGGGCUUUCCCAAGAAGAUUCUGGCCAAUAAACUCGAGGAGAAACAUUUAUGCAACUGCUGUCAGAACAUUCUGAGAAGACCGUUCCAAGCUCAGUGUGGUCAUCGCUUUUGUUCGUACUGCUUUAACCGGACUGUGGGAUCUGGACCACAGAAAUGUAACGCUUGCAUCAAAGAGAACAUCUUUGAAGACCCUACAUCUAUUCUCAAACAAGGCUGUGCGUUUCCUGAUAACGCGGCCCGUAGAGAGGUGGAGAAUCUUCCAGCCGUCUGUAUCAGUGAGGGAUGCUCCUGGACGGGAAGCAUUAAAGAUUAUGAGUUGAACCAUGAAGGUAAAUGUGAGUUCAUGAUUCUGGCCUGUUCGUUGUGCAAAGAGCUCAUCAGAUUGAACGAGCAGGAACGACACAAUGAACGUGAAUGUCCCGAGAGAACCCUCAACUGUAAAUACUGUAAAGAGCCUUUUCACUUCAAAAACAUCAAGGCACAUGAUGAAAUCUGUCCUAAAUAUCCCAUGAUCUGUGAAGGAUGUGCCAAAAAGAAAAUCCCCAGAGAAAAGUACGUUGAUCACAUCAAGUUCUGCAGUAAAUUCAGGACUCCGUGCAGAUAUCACGUGGUUGGUUGUGAUUUGUCAGUGGAAAAGGAGAAGAUACACGAGCACGAGCGUGCAUGCGCUCACGAUCAUCUCAAUCUGCUGCUGCACUGCAUCAUGGGUAUGAAGGUGAGUCUGGAGGGUCUGCAGCCCCAAAACCUGGAGCUGGCCGGUCACAAAGCGCACGAACUGCAUCAGGCUCUGAGAGACCUCGAAGCCAGAGUCAGCCAGUUGAGCGCCAUCCCGGGCCCGGCCGGACCACCGGCGCAGGGGGUUCUCCCCGCUCCGUCAUCGUCCUCCGCCUCCACGCAGCCUCUGCCUCCUCUCCCCACCUCCUUCACUCCUCUGCCCAGCUCGGUAGGCGCCGCCCUGGAGCUUCAGCUGCACAGCGAAAAGACCAAAGUGGCAGAACUGGGCCGACGGUGCCAGGAGCUGGAGGUGAAGGCGGGGACGGUCGAAGACGUGAUGUGCGUGCUGAACCGUGAGGUGGAACGAUUCGCCACCACCAUGGAAGCCAGCAAUCGUCAGCACAGACUGGAUCAGGACAAAAUCGAGGCUCUCAGUAACAAGGUGCGUCAGCUGGAGAGACAGGUGGGUGUUAAAGAUCUGACCGUGGCGGAGAUGGAGGGCAGGUUACGUGAGAUGUCUGCCACAACCUUCGAUGGAGUCUUCAUCUGGCGGAUAGCAGAUUUCACUAAGAAGAGACAAGACGCGGUGGCUGGACGAGCUCCUGCAAUGUUUUCACCAGCAUUUUACACCAGUAAAUAUGGCUAUAAGAUGUGUUUGCGUAUCUAUCUGAAUGGAGAUGGAACGGGUCGUGGAUCUCAUCUGUCUCUAUUUUUCGUGGUCAUGCGAGGAAUGAGUGAUGCUCUGCUCAAAUGGCCAUUUAACCAGAAGGUGACAUUGAUGCUUCUGGAUCAGAGUAACAGAGAGCACAUCAUUGAUGCGUUUCGCCCCGACAUCACUUCCUCAUCAUUUCAGAGACCGGUCAGUGACAUGAACAUUGCCAGCGGAUGUCCUCUCUUCUGUCCACUUUCCAAACUGGAGGGCAAGAACUCUUACAUACGUGAUGACACCAUCUUCAUCAAAGCUAUCGUGGACCUGACGGGCCUUUAGCUUCCUGAUUCAGUGUUAGGUCUUUACACACCGAUGGCCUCUUAAGCCCAGCAGGUGAUUGAUUUCAGAACGUCACAUGGUGUUAUUUCCCUGCAUGUGUUAAGCUGUCACAUUACAUAAUGUGUGAAACAUAAAUGUUAUGACUGCGCACACUCACAAGAGGUCAGUAGAGCUCUGCAAACGAACGUGAUGUUGAGGAGAUCUUCAGCAUUUACCGUGGUAUUUAAAGGGUCGCUGCAGGAUAUUUGGAAAGGCCAUCAUGUUUUAAACUUGCCCCACUUCUGUGUAUUCACUUACUAAAUAUUUGGCUUAUUUAAUAACUUUCUUAGUGAAGAAUAAAAGUAUAGUACACUAUAAUAUUUACUACAUUGAAAUCCAUUCCCUCAGAAUCAGAGCAGAAAAUGUGACUCUUUCUGUUUGCAUGUUUGGGCGACGCUUUUCAUUUAGAAACGUCAUUGAGUUGUUUCCGUGCCGAGGGGUUUUAUUGUUGUAUUGAGGCUAAUGAUUGUGGGUUCUUCUCUUUAUUGGUGUUUGAAUACAUCUGUGGAAGAUAAAUGUAAAGAUAAACAUGGUUCAAAUGUGUGAUUUGUAAUAUCGUUCUGUUAGAACAGCCGGGCACAAGUCUUGUGCAUAUUUAAUAUUACAUUUUGUAUAUUUAUAAGAAACAAUGACAGGUCUUAUUAUUACUUUUGUAUAUAGAAAUCUUUAUACAGUUUACACGAGAGCUUGAGUUUGUAGUGCUGGUUUCAUGGGAUUUGUAUUUUAUUGCUUUUACACUGCCAUGUGAUGUACGGUAUAGGGCAGUCUCUGGAUUUUCUAGGUUUGAAAUGUUUACAAAGGACCAAGUGUUUAAAAACUUUUGCUAUCUUUUAUAUUUGGUAUCGGGUGAAACUUAAGUUCAUGAGAGAUUUUAAACCACUUAUGACUCUUUUUAAAACUUCUGUGCCAUUCAAUCUGUCAUCGCACAUGAUAUCAAUCACAAACAAUGAAUACAUACUUUAAAAAAUUAAAUAUAAACUUAAUUUGUUUUAUUGUAAAUGAUACACUGCUUCUAUUCCUGAAAGUAAAAGCAGAUAUCUAUGUAUAUUCAUACUAUAUAAACCUAUACAUCAUCAUAUAUACACUUUAAAGUAAUGAAUCUUUAUUUUAUAAUAUUGAAUGCAUUAUUAAUAUUUAUAAAGCUUUUCAUGUGCAGUCAUGGUGGUUUAAAACUGAAACUGUCAGAAAUAAUUUGAUUUGUACAUCUUAACCCGAUCAUUUCAUACAGUCUUAAGAGCUAAAGAUUGAAAUUGCAAUACUUUUCAAGUUUAACAUUAGGGCAUUUAUUCAAAAGUAAAAAUGUAUAUGUCAAACAGAUAAUAAAAUAAUUAACAUUA
This is a messenger RNA of Paramisgurnus dabryanus, 3362 nucleotides long. RefSeq names its product TNF receptor-associated factor 2. The record is from RefSeq and is a predicted model, not a curated record. Gene Ontology annotation, molecular function: zinc ion binding; tumor necrosis factor receptor binding; ubiquitin-protein transferase activity. Gene Ontology annotation, biological process: positive regulation of canonical NF-kappaB signal transduction; tumor necrosis factor-mediated signaling pathway; regulation of apoptotic process. NCBI's taxonomy places the organism in Eukaryota, Metazoa, Chordata, Actinopteri, Cypriniformes, Cobitidae. Gene Ontology annotation, cellular component: cytoplasmic side of plasma membrane; plasma membrane signaling receptor complex; cytosol.